Sebastes umbrosus (honeycomb rockfish) is the source of this 1996-nucleotide messenger RNA. It is a transcript of the gene glcci1a, whose product is annotated as glucocorticoid induced 1a. Gene Ontology annotation, cellular component: cytoplasm. NCBI's taxonomy places the organism in Eukaryota, Metazoa, Chordata, Actinopteri, Perciformes, Sebastidae. Gene Ontology annotation, biological process: podocyte development. The record is from RefSeq and is a predicted model, not a curated record.
GGGUGGAGAUCCUCAGCACCGCCCGCUCCGCUUCCUGCUCCUCCUCAGCAGCCUGGAUCAUCACCGGACCUUCGACGUCCCUCUAACCCGGGAGGAGGAAGCGGCUCUGCGGCUGACGGCAGGCUGGUGCCCAGACAGAGGCUCUCUCCACCGGACAGCAGCAGCUCAGCAGACCGCUCUCCCUACACGCCGGUUCACAAAGCUGAAAGGACAAAAUCCCUGCAGGCGCGGAGCUCGGGGGCCAUUUGGCGGACUUCCUCUCUGUGCACUAUUACUGGGCCCUACCUUACUGGGCAGUGGCCUCGUGACCCCUACGUGCACUACCCGUCUUGUAUAAAAGAUAAAUCCACACAGACUCCUUGAUGUUGGAGUGAGGAAACGAGAGAGAAGAGGAGCACCCACCAGCGCUCUGCGUCCUGGGCCAUCGCCGACCAGCUCAAAGAGCAGAUAGCGAAGCUCCGGUAGCAGCUCCAGCGCAGUAAACAAGGAGGACGCCUCAGUAAAGACAAGGACCGCCUGCAGAGCGACAACAUCACCUACACCGCCCUCACCAGCACCAACCACACCUCCACAGCCAGACACAUUCAGCAGUUUUCCAUGUCGAAGUCGGCCCAGAUGCCGCUGUCCAACAUCACAGUGCCAAAGCCGUCCAUCUCCAGGGUGCCCAGCAGCAUGGAGGGCAUCAACCAUGAACUGGAGAAGGUCUUCAUCAAAGAUAAUGGAGAGAAGGAGGAGCUCAAGUCCCUGGAGGUUCCUGAUGGCCGGCGGGCACCUUUCCCCCCCCAGCAGCGCAGCAGCAGCACCCGCAGCAUGGACACCCAGACUCCCUCCGCCCCUGGCCGGUCCAGCAGCUGCUCCAGCCUGUCGCCCUGCCCCUCGCCUGCCUGCCCACCGGGAUCACACGAUGGCAGUCCUUACUCCACAGAGGAUCUACUGUACGACCGGGAUAAAGACAGCGGGAGCAGCUCACCACUGCCCAAGUUUGCCUCCUCACCCAAACCCAACAACAGCUACAUGUUCAAGCGAGAGCCACCAGAGGGCUGCGAGAAGAUUAAAGCUUUUGAGGAGAUGAGCUCCAGGCAGUCCGCAUCGGCAUCGGUCCCCCUCUUCUCCUGCCCCGACAAAAACAAGGUCAACUUCAUCUCGACGGGCUCGGCGUUCUGCCCCGUCAAACUCCCCGGCUUCCUGCACCUCGCCUCGGCCUCGGAGCCCGAGGACGACGCGGACGCGGCCUCCGGCUCGGAGCCCCAGGGGGCCGCGUCGCUCUACGGAGCCCCCACUCAGGUCUCCGCGAGCACCAGCACAGACGACCCCCCGGAGGAGCCCGGUUCGCCCUCAGAGACUGCAGACCCCCAGACAGACAGCCUGGCCAUCAGCUAGACCCGAGCAGAGCUGGCCUCUGACUCCGGGAUCCACACUAGUGACCACCGACCAUCCCCAAUGACUGUCCCGCCCACCAACACCUCCUUCUGCUCUGCCAGGGGAGCCUCCGUCUCUCUGUGCUGACUCCCCUCCACCCUCCCUUCUAUCUCUGCAUGACGUAGCAACAAUGUCCCGAAUAACCACCACCGCCACCGCCAAGACUCGCCACCUUAAUGUUCUGUCCUGCAAAAUGUCUGAGCUGUUGUUGGCAGGGAAGGACCAGAUGGUUUAAAGGUGAUCUCAUGUGCAGGCAUCAGAGGGAAGAAUAGAUGGGGGGGGGGCAUGCAUUUUAAACUGGUAGUAUAUUUCUGAUUAAAUUAUGUGUUGUGUUCUGUUUCAACAUUCACAGUAUGAAUAAGCUCUCUAAACAUUUACUAUAUACACAUACAUAUAUCUCUAUGAAAAGAAAGAAAAAUGCUUGUUUAAAAAAAAAAAAAAAAAAAUCCCAAACUGUGUAUUGCUGUGUUAUGUACCUAACAGCUGUACUAUUCAGGAUUAUGUUUACACUAACCAGGUCACAUUGUUAAACCCUGUCUAAAAAUGCAAUGAGAAAAUAAUUCGGGCAAAGAGAGAA